Messenger RNA from Anopheles nili, 678 nucleotides. Its product is annotated as tetra-peptide repeat homeobox protein 1-like. The record is from RefSeq and is a predicted model, not a curated record. The transcript has 3 exons. The coding region runs from base 1 to 678 and encodes 225 amino acids. NCBI's taxonomy places the organism in Eukaryota, Metazoa, Arthropoda, Insecta, Diptera, Culicidae.
AUGAAGCUUUUGGUGCUGUUCGUAUUGCCUUUGGCGUUAGUUUAUGUCGGUGCAGAAAGGGAAAUAGACAACGUGGCGAGCGUAAACCAAAACCAGCAAAUGAAACCGCUGAACAGCAAGAAGGAGAAGCGUGGUAUUUUCGGUCCUAGCGUCUAUGCUCCAGCUGCUUCCGUGUAUGGACACGCUUUUGCACAUCCCGUACAUCAGCAUCUGUUCCCUGCGACCGACCCUUUAGCCCCGGUGGCAUUAGCUGCUCCUGCCCUUCCGGCCCUAGCUGGUCCGUACUUGGGCGCACACGCCCACACGCACACGGUUGUUACCAAGAAAAUUGGAAUUCCUAUUCCAGCCCCGUACGCGGUGCCGGUGGAAAAACCGUACCCAGUGCCGGUUAAAGUUCAUGUACCAGUUCCGAUUGAUCGACCGUACCCGGUGGCCAUCCCGAGACCGUAUGCAGUUCCGGUAGAGAAACCGUAUCCAGUUCCCGUGGACCGACCGUACCCGGUUGCGGUGCCACAUCCCGUGCCAGUGCCGGUCAUCAAGCACGUUGGCUAUCCGGUUCCUGCACCUGUGCCCGUGGCCAUUCCAAAGCCCGUCCCAGUCCCGGUGCAUACUCCAUACGUCGUGGAAAAGCCCGUUGUCGCUGCUGUUGACCCUUGGGCCACUGCCAAGCUAUGGUAA